Molecule: messenger RNA, 246 nt
Organism: Brenthis ino (lesser marbled fritillary)
Lineage: Eukaryota; Metazoa; Arthropoda; Insecta; Lepidoptera; Nymphalidae
Source: the annotation of a GenBank genome assembly
AUGUCUUCUUCGAGUAAUAUAUCUCAAUCUGGAUAUUCACCAUCUGAACCCGAAACUCCUCAAAGUACAAAUCAAACAAGAAUUCAAAACUUCGAUCAACAUAGUGAUCUUGGUCACAGCUUUGAACAAUCAUUGAAGAAUGUACAUAAAGAAAUGCAUCAGAAGCGAAUUCAAUCUCUACGUAAAGAACUUGAUUAUUUAAAAUCCACAGAAUGGAAAUUUGAAUAUGAUAAGGGUUUUGUACAG